Blepharisma stoltei is the source of this 1545-nucleotide messenger RNA. Lineage: Eukaryota; Ciliophora; Heterotrichea; Heterotrichida; Blepharismidae. The record is from the annotation of a GenBank genome assembly.
AUGUCAAGGGUAAUCCUAAAAGAAUCCUCCAAAAACUUUUGCAAAUUAUUUUUCAACCGUCCUCAAGAGCAUAAUUCUCUUAACUGAGAAAUGAACCGAGCUUUAAAUUCUGACCUUUCUGAAGCAGCCUCUUUAAAUCAAAAAAUUAUUUUUUCAUCGACAUCUGAUAAAUGCUUCCAUACAGGAGGCGACGUGGUCUCUAUUUUGCAUCAAUAUCAAUCAUUCCCUGAAUUUGGGCCACUUGCAUAUGAUUCUUUGAGGAAAAUAUAUGAAUACCCUGAAGAGACAUUAAGCAUAUGGCGUGGAUCUUUAAUGGGUUAUGGCAUAGGGAUUGCGAUGGCUUGCAAGUUUAAGCUUGCUUUUGAAAAUACUUUUUGGUGUAUGCCAGAGCACAGGAUUGGGAUAGUCCCAGAUGCGGGGACUUCUUAUUAUCUUUCUCAUUUAGAAGAUCAAGCUUUUGGUCUGUUUUUGUUUUUGACGUGUAAAACAAUAACAGGGGUAGAUUGCUAUUAUUCAGGGAUAUCUUCACAUUAUAUGGAGCUUGAAAAUUCUGGUUGUGUUAAGAGCCUAGACCAAGCCUAAAUUCAGAGGUGGUUUUUUCCUCGUGGGGAAGACGAGCACGGAAAUUGGAAAGAGAAAGCCCAGCAGAGUCCUCAGGACCAAUCGGGCAACUCCCUAGCGUGAAACUGGGCGUUACGUUCCCAGGCUUUCGAGUUCCACCUUCUACCGACAGUCGACCAUAAAAUCCAUUUUUUAUGGAUUUUCGGAAAGACAACCCACGUAUGUGCGAAUCCCUCGUUUGAGGCAAUGAGGAGGGUGUCCGCCGAGGCCUCACCAUAGGCGAUGAGCGUGUAGGGGUGCAAAUCCCUGGCCCUGCAAGUGCGAACGGCUAAUCUUAAUCUUAAUCUUAAUAUGGAGCUUGAAAAUUUAUUCUAAUUUAUAUUGAAUUUUUUAUAAAAAAUCUGCCUAAAAGCAUUUUUUAUUAAAUUUCUUAUUUAAUUGAUUUUUUUAUACAAAAUUUCCUCAAUGAUAUUGAAAUUGAAAACAGCAUAAAAAAGCCUAUUGAAAAAUACUCAAAUAUCCCUAGCAAAGAAGAUUGUGAAUAUUUGUGGUAUAAAGAUGAAAUAAAAGCUGCAUUUGGAAAUCCUGAAUCUAUUGAAGAUAUUAUUGAAAAGCUCGAAAAUAUUAAUAGUGGAUUUAGCUUAGCAGCUGCAGAUGAUUUAAGAAAUAGCUGCCCUUUGACACUAAAAAUUGCGUUUAAAGUAUUUAAUUUAUAGUGUUUUCCUUGAAUUGUCUAUUAAUAAUUGCUAAAUUCUCUGUUGCUUCUAUCUAAGGUAAACAAUCAUAGCAAAAAAUAAAAGUUUUAACGAAGCUUUAGAAACAGAAAAAAUUGUUGACGCAAAUUUAUUUUGCUAUAAAAAUGAAAAUUAUGUCAAAUCAGUCACGUCUAGAUUGAUUAAUAAAUCAAAAGAAAGAAUUGAAUGAAAUCCUAGUUCGCUUGGCAGUGUUACUGAAGAAAUGAUUCAGGAUUAUUUAAAAAUAUAA